AUGAGCGACAGGGCACAAACACGACCCCGGCCCUCGUGGUCUUCUUCGGAGGGCGCCAUCCAAGAAGCAGUAUCCCAGCAAUCGAAGGUUGAAGACUAUGAAGAAACAAACAGUCAAUCGCCCAGUGAGGGUGCUACUCACUAUCCAACACCGCCUAGUUCGUCAUCCAAAAUGGAGCACACCCGUUCAAACGUUCAACGAACUGUCAACGGGUCCGCCGUUACGCAGCUUACAUCCACCGAUGAUACCCCCGUAACUAAGCCCACUAGCAGCAAGAGAAAGAUGCUAAGGGAAGCUAGGAACAUGAAGAACAAGGGAGCACAUCGACCUGCCAGUAUAUCAUCAUCCGGGCCUGAUCCGCACUUUGUCCCCCAUGAGGCAUUCGCAUCGUCCCCGGAAUCGAGCUAUUUUAAGAAUACUCCCAGCGGACGUCAAGCAGCGCCUUCGGCAUAUGCUCCAACAACUGUUGCCGUUGCCAACUAUCCUCAAUCUCCUGUUAGUCCUAUGUCAUACGCUGGUUGGGGACCAAACCAUACUCCUGCUGGCUAUCCGCCAUCACAAGACCCCUUUUCACCUCAGCAAUCGGGUUUUCCGCUAAUCGAGCAACCUUAUCAUCCUGGAUUUACAUACGUGAACCAAAAGGCCAGCACAUUGGAGCCUGCUUUUGUCGAUCAAAAUCCUUCAUACGAUACUUCUUACCCAGAAACCCAGGACGAAAUGGCUGCGCCUAAUGGCGAGCUUCCCAUCGAAGCUCUGCACGGAUACGCGUCUAUUGCAGCCAGGAUCUCCGGCCGAGCCGAACCACAACUGAUACCCAUAUAUCGAAGAUUCGACUGGCUACUUCACCGCAACCUCUUGCGUUAUCAAGACCAACUUGGGAUGCUGGAGGAAGAACUACUACGCAUGGAUUCCAUCACUACACGACUUGGGGGGCAUAUGCCUGUAUCUGCUCGGGAAGAACGGAGGUUUGGCCGCCAGAUCCAUAAAGAUAGGGUUGAUCUUAUGGAAAGAGUAGAUAUUAUUCUUUCCAAGUACAGUAAGUGCAUCAAAGACUCGGGCACGACUUCAUCUAACUGGGUCAGAAACGGCGAUGUCGACACUGGAAGACAUGCAAAAACGACCGUCGCCAACGAACGACGAAAUACAGGCUUACAGAACUUAUCUGAACCAUAG
Fusarium oxysporum Fo47 is the source of this 1173-nucleotide messenger RNA. RefSeq lists its product as uncharacterized. NCBI's taxonomy places the organism in Eukaryota, Fungi, Ascomycota, Sordariomycetes, Hypocreales, Nectriaceae. The coding region runs from base 1 to 1173 and encodes 390 amino acids. The record is from RefSeq and is a predicted model, not a curated record. The transcript has a single exon.